Molecule: messenger RNA, 934 nt
Organism: Racocetra fulgida
Lineage: Eukaryota; Fungi; Glomeromycota; Glomeromycetes; Diversisporales; Gigasporaceae
Source: the annotation of a GenBank genome assembly
AUGUCACUUGAUUUAAUUGGAGUCAGGUUGAAUCUGACAGACCCCACUAGAUCAGAUUUGACUGACUCUAUCGAUGUAAGAGCUGAUGAGGAUAGGGCUUCAAACUUAGUUGGAGUAAGGUCGGAUUUAACUUAUCUUAGUUCGGAUUCGUCUCACUCCAACAACGCAAAUGAUACGGCGGUAAUAGAGAGUGGGUUGAAUUUAGUAGAAGUAGAUGAUCGUAAGAAUAAUGACGAGGUUGCAGAGAAUAAUGACGAGGUUGCAGAAAAUAAUGACGAGGUUGCAGAAAAUAAUGACGAGGUUGCAGAGAAUAAUGGCGAGGUUGUAGAAAAUGAUAACAGAGCAACAACAGACGAACCAGGGAGAUCAAUUUUUGUAACAGAUUUCCUUGAGCAAGAGAUCGAUGAAUUUAAUCAAGGAAUUACGAAUAGAUUUUCUAGGACUAUUAAUGAUAUAUUCCAUCGAGCAAGGAAUGGUGAAGAAUUUAAAUACAGCAAAAUAUUUUACUUGACCAAAGAUGAGUUCCCAUGGAUAACAGACGAUGACAUAAAGAGGGAGCGAAAACUAGGAAUACCAGCGUGCAAAAAUUUUCCUAGAGAAAUAAAAUUUUGGAUUGCAGAUAAAGCAGUUUUAUAUAGAUGUAAAUUAGGGGCUGACCGUCAUGGGAAGGCAAUGCGCUCAAAAAUGGACGCGGGUGGGACAAUUGACGGUUGGGAAAUGAUCUCAUUCGAAAAUUCCAACAAAUCAGCCAACACUCGAAAAAAAUACGACGGCGAUUUAUCAAAAUUAGCCACCUACGAUCGGGAUGAACUUUACGUGUUUUGGAAGAAUGUAUUCGAUGAGGUGCCUUACCAAUUCGAACAAAUUCAACCAAAACUUGAAAACAUAAGAAGUUGGGGACUGAUCUCAUAUGGUGAUCGAGAUGCUCACAAAG